This is a messenger RNA of Fundulus heteroclitus (mummichog), 4641 nucleotides long. It is a transcript of the gene git1, whose product is annotated as G protein-coupled receptor kinase interacting ArfGAP 1. The transcript has 21 exons. The record is from RefSeq and is a predicted model, not a curated record. Lineage: Eukaryota; Metazoa; Chordata; Actinopteri; Cyprinodontiformes; Fundulidae. Gene Ontology annotation, molecular function: GTPase activator activity; protein binding. Gene Ontology annotation, biological process: regulation of ARF protein signal transduction; brain development. The coding region runs from base 356 to 2707 and encodes 783 amino acids.
AGUGGCAGGUGGAGAGCUGCCGUCUCUCGGUGAAUCGCAGGCAAUACAGGGGCCAGAUUUAAUUUAGCGUAUGCAGCGAUUCCAUAGCAAGAUGCGACUCAUACACAGACAUUAACCAUGUUCACGUAACCUGGCGUUAGACGUGGAGUUCGGAAAGACAAGAAAAACUGGAAAAUCAGCUCCCAGCCCGGCCAGGGGGGGGAAAGCAGACCACGCCACCCGGCUUCCGGGGAUUGAGGGGCCGCAGCGGUUGACGGCAGACGUCGGUCGGUCGGUGGCUCGAGGCGGAGGAAAGACGGCGCGAGCGUUCAACGUCGGCGCGGACAUCCACCGCUCGAUUUCGGCCACUUUCGAGAUGUCAAGAAAGCUGCACAGGACAGAAGUGUGCGCUGACUGCAGUGCGCCAGACCCCGGCUGGGCCAGCAUCAACCGAGGGGUCCUGAUCUGCGAUGAGUGCUGCUCCGUCCACCGCAGCCUCGGCCGCCACAUUUCCAUAGUCAAGCACCUGAGGCACAGCGGAUGGCCUCCGACACUACUGCAGAUGGUCCAGACUUUGGCCAGUAACGGAGCCAACUCCAUAUGGGAGCACAGUCUGCUGGACCCCGCACAGGUGCAGAGCGGACGGAGGAAACCCAACCCUCAGGACAAGGUCCACACCACUAAGUCAGAGUUCAUCAGGGCCAAAUACCAGAUGCUGGCAUUCGUGCACAAGCUUCCUUGUCGGGACGAUGACGGCGUCACUACGAAGGAUCUCAGCAAGCAACUUCACUCGAGUGUGCGGACCGGGAGUUUAGAGACGUGUCUUCGCCUCCUGUCCCUCGGCGCCCAGGCCAACUUCUUCCACCCGGAGAAAGGCACCACCCCGCUUCACGUGGCAGCGAAGGCAGGGCAGAUCCUGCAGGCGGAGCUGCUGGUCGUGUACGGCGCCGACCCCGGAGCUCCCGACAUCAACCGCCGCACGCCCAUGGACUAUGCCAGGCAGGCCGGCCACGUCGAGCUAGCAGAGCGUCUGGUAGAGUGUCAGUACGAGCUGACGGACAGACUCGCCUUCUACCUGUGCGGCCGGCGGCCAGAUCACAAAAAUGGCCAUUAUAUCAUUCCACAAAUGGCGGACAGAGCUCGUCCUAAGUGCCCGACACAGAGUCUUGAUCUCUCUGAACUUGCCAAGGCUGCCAAGAAGAAGCUGCAAGCGCUGAACAACCGGUUGUUUGAGGAACUAGCCAUGGACGUGUACGACGAGGUGGACCGCAGGGAAAACGAUGCAGUGUGGUUGACGACACAGAACCACAGCACUCUGGUAACCGAACGGAGCGCGGUGCCGUUCCUGCCGGUCAACCCGGAAUACUCCGCCACACGAAACCAGGGUCGUCAGAAGCUGGCCCGUUUCAACGCUCGGGAGUUCGCCACGCUCAUCAUCGACAUCCUGAGCGACGCCAAGCGGAGACAGCAGGGGAAAGGACUCAGCAGCCCGACAGACCCUCUGGACCUGGGCAUAGACGAUGACGAGCACGACUACGACAACGUAGCUUCUGACGAGGACACCGACAGCGAGCUGACCGCCCAGAACAACAACAACACGCAACGCAGUAACCGAGCAAAGAGCAUGGACUCGUCCGACCUGUCAGAUGGUCCCAUCACCCUGCAGGAGUACCUGGAGGUAAAGAAGGCCCUGGCCUCCUCAGAAGCCAAGGUGCAGCAGCUGAUGAAGGUCAACAACAACCUGAGUGAGGAGGUGCGGCGGCUGCAGAAGGAGAUCACCCGGAUGCAGACAGAGAACAGUGCGUUACGGGGGGGCCAGCAGGCUGGGGGGGCAGCCGGCCACGGGGUCGGGGGCCCCGGUGGAGGAGGGGGAGGUCACUGGGCAAGUGGCGGGACGUUCGGAGGAGUUGUCGGCGGGGGUUUGGGCGGGUUCGGUUCAGGAGCGGACCCCACGGGGCUCUCCGCGCCCCCCGCAGCCAACCCUCACCCCCACCUCUACCGCAGGGAACGGCAAGCCAUCUCAAUGUAUGAGCCGGGGGCGGCCCCUGGGCCCGCGGCCCACGGCCCCCCAGCCCUGGACUCCCUCGCAGCCCGCCUGCAGCCCCUCAACACACCCAGCGUAAGGAAGGGUGGCAUCAGUGGUCCAGCACCGUAUGGAGUCCAGCAUGUGUCUGGAUCCACAGAGAUGGGCAGAUACAUGGUGUCCAAACCGGAGAAGCACGGCAGUGGCACGGACAGCGACUAUGACAACACACACGACCAUUUACAAAGCAUCGGCCGGAGCAGCGAAGAAGAGGGCCGUGGCGACUCUGAGGAGGGAGGGGGCGGGGAGGCCGGCGAGCCGGACCCCACCCUACCGUGCACAGAGGAUGUAAUCUUGAAGACGGAGCAGGUGACCAAGAACAUCCAGGAGCUGCUGAGGGCCGCUCAGGAGUUCAAACACGAGAGCUUCGUUCCAUGUUCGGAGAAGAUCCACUCGGCUGUCACUGAGAUGGCCUCGCUCUUCCCCAAACGGCCGGCUCUGGACGCGGUCCACUGCUCGCUGCGCCUGCUGGCCUCCAGCGCCUCGCGGCUGCAGGUGGAGUGUCGCAAGGCGGCGCCCUCGGAGCCCGGCGCCCCGGCGGUGGACUACCAGCUGCUCACCCAGCAGGUCAUCCAGUGCGCCUAUGACAUCGCCAAGGCCGCCAAGCAACUGGUCACCAUCACGACGCGCGAGAAGAAACAGUGACCGAGCGAACGCAGGGACGGGACCGAGACAAGAGAGACGGCCGCAUUGGGAGGGGGCUUUCAGGGGGAAAGGAGAGAGAGAGCAACGACACGAGACUGCAGACGGAGGGGGCCGGUGGCGUGACGGACGGGAGGAAGCAAAGUUGUUCUCAAACGGCAGAAGGUGAAACGCCACAAGGGUGGAAGUGAAAGUAGGGGAGGACAAGGAGGGAGCGUCCGUUAAAUCUGAUGUUGGGAGAUGUACAGUGAACUGGAUCCUGAGACCAUACUGCUUUAUUUAUUUUUUUGUCCCACGUUGUCCGUCCCUCUGGCGCUCAGCCACCUUGGGAGGGAGGCAGGGAGGAAAUCCUGCCACAGAGAGAUAAAAGCGGACGGAGCCACGCCUCCGGCACGACGUCGUCGUCGUCCCACCAGGAGUCAGGGCAUUCGUCCUCUCCUUUCCCCGCUCCUCCUUCCCCCCCCCUUCUGCGUCGCCACGCCGACAGGGCAGGACGAGCCGGAGGUGCCGGGGAGGACGCGCCUCCUCACGUCGAGGAGCUUUUCUUCCAACCCAUCGAUGUCUUGUUCUUGGUGGUGCACCGCAUGAUGUGGCAUGUUUUUCUUUCUUUUCUUUUCUUUCUUUUUCUUUCUGAAUCCGCAGAUCAGCUCGAUUUGCAUCUCUAAAGACUGUUUUAUUUCUUCGUCGACUGACUUAAGAAACACUGGAAUAAUUAUGAUUUAUCAUGCCUGUUGUUUUUUUGUUUUUUCUAUUGCUAAUUUUACUGUUAUUUUGAUUUAACUACUUUGAGUUUAUUUUAUUGUUAAAAUAAAUUGUGAUUUUAGCAGGGAGACAGCUGGGAGCAUGCCCCCCCACAGGGAGAUGAACACUUUUUUUUUUUUCCAUACUAUGUCUUGUGGCCAAGGGGUUAAAACAGUUGCCAAAGGAGAGCGUAGUUAAUUUUCCUUCAAAGCAGGGGGCCCCCCUUCGCCGCAUCGUCCACACAACUGGAUUUUUUUUUUUUUUUGUGCUCGACUUGUCCUGAAAAAGGCUCCAUCUCAUUUAUAGAGAGCCAGUGGAAUCAUCUCAGAAUCAUUCGCAGUGCCAAGUGAGAUAAUGAUGAUAAAAAAACAACAUUUGGUCCGGUUUGUUUACGAGGGAGAAGCUGGCAGCCAUUAACCUGCAUGCAUGCUAGCAAACUCAACACUACGUAAUGAUUGGGAUUUUACUAGAGCCGCAGAAAGCACUACACGUGGCCACCUGCAGCGCAAAAAACCUUAUUUUAUGUCCUGCGUUUAUGGGGGGGCUUGAUUCGCUUUGCCAUGUGUUGUUUUUCACUAGCAGGACUGUCUGGCAAGCACAAUCAGGCACACGAUCUGUUUCCCAGCUCAGAUGGCCUGCCGGUCUGGGCCACAGAUGUUGUCUUCGUUCCUGAACUCUGCCAACAGGAGACAGCGUUGGGAACAAAUGUGUUUUUCUCUCUUUUUGUUUUGUUUUUUUAAUGUUUAUUUAGUGCACUUUCCCUACUGAGCGGUCCCAGCUCGUCGUACUGUGCCGAACAAAUUCGCUCGUUUCCGUAAGGACGGAUGCUGAUGAGAUCCUUUCUCCAUCCUGCCUGUAGGUUAAACGGCACCGCUGCCUUUUAGCAGGACAGCGCGUUUAGCUGCGCCGCUUUGUCUGCCUGAUUCCCCCCAUUUGUCCUGUGAUGCGGCGGACCCUCCCUCAGCCCCCCCCAACCCAACCCCCGCAUGACUGAACACUGUUUAGGGAAAGUUGAAUCUCAUCCACCUGAAUCUCUUCUCAAGCUACGGUUGGAUAGCGAACGCCUUUGCACAUCGUCUUCAUCAUCUCCUGUUCGACUGACUGAGUUUUAGUGAUUUUUUUUAAUUUUUAUGUUUGUUGUUGUUGUUUUUGACUUGACUGACAAGCAAAAAUGGGGGCCAGAAGAAGAAGAAGAA